Messenger RNA from Peniophora sp. CBMAI 1063, 2655 nucleotides. NCBI's taxonomy places the organism in Eukaryota, Fungi, Basidiomycota, Agaricomycetes, Russulales, Peniophoraceae. The record is from the annotation of a GenBank genome assembly.
AUGAAGUUCAGCUCUUCUCUCAAGUUUAACGCGGUCGUUGACUGGUGGGACGAGUAUAUCGCGUACGAUACCCUGAAGAAAUACAUAUACCAACUAGAACGCGAACAACACGAAGCACGUACGCAACACCAUGACUUGGAGGCGAAUGAAUCGACCGGCCUAGUCUCGGGGGCAUCACCAGAUACCGACGCUAUAUUCCGACCAUUACUAGACGAUGAGGUUCAGAAGAUCACGAAGUUCUACGAGAUGCAGGAGAGAAAGCUGCUGGACGAAGUUAGCGAGGUUGAGGAGCUUGUGAAGGAACAAGAUGACUUGGGUCUCACCGCUGCGCGUUUAUACGCCUCUUCCGAUGGCGAGGAAGACGAUGAUGAUGAGGACGACGACGGCUAUACGCGAGAUCCCAGUGUGGAUCAGACUCUGCCAAAGAGGCGAAGGCACAUGUCUCUCAGUCGUAUCUCGACGGACAGAGUUGGCCCUAUACCUAGAGAUGUGUCUUCGCCGCGGAGGGACAGGAGGUCGAGCUUGUCGUCGGAGGAUAACGAGGAUCUACACAUGUCGCUAGCCUCACUACGCCAGUUGCAACCGCAAGCGCCCGGAAUCCCCGCAGUACCUGAAGAACAACCGCUCAUCACUCCACAACGACCCCGUACGCAGAGCGAGACUUCGCCGCAUGUGGCCCGAGGCGUCAUCAACAAAUUGGCCAACAGCAUCGCGUCCCUUGGCCAUGGGUCACGCCAGGACAGCGCUAGUGCUAGCGGCGCUGGGGAUACGAUUUGGACCUCCAACUCCAAUUACGCUCAGGAUACGCAACUGUUGUUCAAACGGCGCUUGACGAAUCUAUUCGUGGACUCCAGCUCGCUCAAGAGCUAUGCCGAAAUGAAUUAUACUGGUUUCCGCAAGGUGUUGAAGAAGUACGACAAGGUCACGGAUAACUCGCUUCAAAGUUACUAUAUGCACGAGGUUAUCGAGAAGAUAUCGCCCUGGGACGGGCCAGCCAAGGCACGCCUAGCCGAAGUUCAGGAUAGGCUUCUGUCCAUGUACGCCAAGUGCGUAACACGUGGAGACCUGUCGCUCGCUCGCUCGCAACUCAAAGUGAACCUACGCGAGCACAUCGCUUGGGAGCGUGACACUGUCUGGCGCCAGAUGAUUGCCAAUGAGCGGCACGAUGAAGGCGGUGUGGCGGGCCCCGUGGUCAACGAAAAGGAGAUCAAGGUCUGGACGCCUGCAGGGCCGGUGCGGGUUAGCUGGAAACUCAUCUGGGGUGUUCUCGCGAUCAUCGUGUUCGCCAUACUCUUGACCGUGCCGACUGUGGAAGGCGAAGCGGCACAGCGCUGCCUUGCCGUACUGGUCUUUGCCACCAUUCUCUGGGCAACAGAAGUCCUACCUCUUUUCGUGACCUCGCUUGCGGUAUCUCCGCUAUUGGUCUGGUUACGUGUUAUCAUAGAUCCGACUACGGGAGACCGGCUUUCCCCCCAGGACGCAACCAAAUGGAUCUUCUCUCAGAUGUUCUCACCAACUCUCAUGCUGCUCAUUGGCGGGUUCACCAUCGCGGCCGCAUUGUCGAAGACUAACAUUGAUCGUAUGCUCAUUACUCGCGUGCUAUCGCUUGCUGGUACUCGACCAAGCACAGUCCUUCUCUCUGUCAUGGGAGUCGCCUGCUUUGCCAGCAUGUGGAUCAGUAACGUUGCCGCCCCGACCCUCUGUUUCGCUCUAGUGCGGCCCAUCCUCCGGACGCUUCCUCCUAAAUCUGCUUUCGGCCCAUGCCUCAUCCUCGGCAUCGCACUUGCGGCAAACAUCGGCGGGCAAAGUUCGCCCAUCUCUUCACCGCAGAAUCUAAUCGCGCUCGAGUACAUGGACCCUCCACUCGAUUGGGCUCGCUGGUUUGCCGUUGCGCUGCCAGUGAGCGCUGUAAGCAUCCUUCUGAUAUGGGGGUUGCUGCUCCUUGCGUAUAACCCGUCACGCGCACCGACAGGCGAGCCGCUGGAGAUCAAGUCCGUCCGCGCGACACGUGAGGGUUUCACACGCAAGCAAGUCUUCGUCGCGCUGGUCUGCUUGGGCACGAUCGCAUUGUGGUGUGUUGCGCGUGCCAUCGAGAACUAUGUCGGCGACAUGGGCAUCAUCGCCGUUAUCCCCAUCGUCGCGUUCUUCGGGACGGGCGUCCUCAAGAAGGAUGACUUCGAACAUUUCCUUUGGUCCGUUGUGUUCCUCGCCAUGGGCGGCAUCGCGCUCGGCAAGGGUGUCACUUCGAGUGGCCUCCUUGGCAAGAUGGAUGUCCUUAUUCGCGGCCUUGUGGCAGGCAUGUCCCCAUAUGCUGUCGUGCUCAUCUUAUCCAUGGUCGUCCUUGUCGUAUCGACGUUCAUCAGCCACACCAUCGCGGCGGUUCUACUCGUGCCCAUCGCGCAGCAAGUCGGCGCAGCCCUACCAGGCAAUCAGGCAAACCUACUAAUCUUUGUCACGGGCCUCAUCUGUUCAACGGGUAUGGGCAUGCCCGUGUCGGGCUUCCCGAACCAGCAAGCUGCGACGCAGGAAGAUGAGAUGGGCCAGCUCUACCUGACCAACGUCGACUUCCUGAAGAAUGGCGUACCCGCAAGUAUCAUCGCAGCCCUGGUCGUUGCGACUUUGGGUUAUCUCCUCAUGUUCAUUCUGGGAAUCUAA